AUGUCUUCUUCUUCCGUUGUACUAGAUGAGGAGGUUGUCCAGUCGAAUACGUAUACUGCUAGUAGUUCCAGCACCAUGGAUGUGGAGGACUAUCAUUUGUGGAGGAAUUGGGUCCAACACACGGAUAUCGAUCAUCAUCAUUUCGACAAACAACAGGCCAAGGAAAUCCGAUCUGCUCUCUUGGAAUGGUAUCGAGCCAAUCGACGCAAACUGCCCUGGCGGGGUGAUGUCUUGGGCGAAUGCAAUGGCAGUACGGCUGGGAUCAACAGUAAUAACAAUGAAAAGACAAGCAAGAAGAAGAGAACGUUGAAUGACAAGAAACAACCGAGCAUCAAAAACUUUUUUGGAGCCAAAACGACCAAAGUAGUGAAAAAGGAAGAAGAACCGGACGAGGCUCCCAGCAGUGAUGCUGCGACACAACAAGACGAACAAAAUAUGGCAAUAAGAAUACCCGUAUCUGGAUAUGGAGUAUGGGUUAGCGAAAUCAUGUUGCAACAAACACGAGUGGAAGCUGUGAUUCCGUAUUGGAUCAAGUGGAUGAAUUCCUUUCCAACUGUCCACGACUUGGCGGUAGCCUCAGAAGAACAAGUCAAUUCCCAUUGGGCUGGAUUGGGAUUUUAUCGACGAGCACGUCUCUUGCAUCAAGGAGCCAAAAAGGUAGUAAAUGAGUUGAAGGGAGAGUUGCCGCAAACCGUUGACUCGUUAAUGGAAUUGCCCGGAAUUGGACGUUACACGGCAUCCGCCAUUGCCUCGAUUGCCUUUCGACAACCUUGCGCCGUGGUGGAUGGUAAUGUCUGUCGAGUCUUGUCCAGACUCACUGGAAUUGCCAAUCACAUCAAGGCGCCCAAUGUAAAAGAUAAACAUGGAUGGGAUUUGGCCAAUCAAUUGAUAUUGGCAGAUAAUGAUAAUGAUGAUGCUGAUGAUGGGGAUAGCAAUGAGAAAGAGGGUUGUUGUGCGGGCGAAGUGAAUCAAGCACUGAUGGAACUGGGAGCGACCUAUUGUGCACCGUCGGGGACUGGAAUGGAUCCCCGAGAUCCUCUCCGAGAUUAUUACUUUUCCACUCGAUUGGCCAGAUCCUACAUGGCCUAUACCAAGUCACCAAUCUCCAAAGAGGAAACACUGACACCUGGAAUGAGUUGUUCCAUUUGCGAUCCAGAGGGGAUUACUACCGUUGUGGGGCUCUUUCAGUCGGGAAUUACCAAUGAUAUGUCCGACGAACAAGUUGCCAAGUUUGGUCAUGCCACCUUUCCUUUGGAUCCACCCAAGAACAAGAAGCGAGAAGAAGACUUGGCAGUUGCUGCUGUGUCAACGGUACAUAAAAAAGAGACGUGGUGGUUGCUGGUCAAGCGUCCACCAAAAGGUUUGUUGGCAGGGCAAUGGGAAUUCCCGAAUGUUAUUGUACAAACACGAACCGCCAAGAGUCGACCACCGUCCUCGAAAAAGAUUCUGGAUGCCCUGUCGACCAUGUGUCAAGAAGAAUUGCAAACGGGUUGGGAGGCCCAGCUGGAUCCUACACCAGUACAACCAUCACCAUUGGAACACAUCUUUAGUCACAUCAAGCACAUAAUGUGGGUGAGAAAGUACUCCCUCGAUGUGGACCUGGGAGAAAUAGAGUUGGAUUAUACUGCCAUGGGUGACCGAGAAGCUCGAUGGAUGCGGGAAGAAGACAUGGAAAAGGUCGGUGUAACGUCCGGAGUCAAAAAGAUUCUAAAGGCGGUCAAGACUGGUCCCAAAAAGGGGGCAAAGAAGAAGGCUGUACCACGAAAACGUAAGCGAUAA
Molecule: messenger RNA, 1779 nt
Organism: Cylindrotheca closterium
Lineage: Eukaryota; Bacillariophyta; Bacillariophyceae; Bacillariales; Bacillariaceae
Source: the annotation of a GenBank genome assembly